UCACAAUUCUGUAUGUGUGUGUUGCUACAGGUGCUGCACUUGAUAGGCAUGGCUCUGAUGGAGGAGCAGCAACAGCUAGAGAACAUUGGGGAUGACGAUGAAGUUACUUUCAACUUCACCCUGAAAAUCUCCCGUCCCGGUGAAGCCCCCGGCAACACUCCAAGCAUCCUGGCUCUGUUAGAGACCUUGCAGCGCGCGCCUCACUUGGAAGUGCACAAAGACAUGAUUCGCUGGAUCCUUAAAAUGGUGGUUAGCAUUAAAACGAUGCGCGAGUGCACAGCUGCUGCACCUCCCUGUGAAGGAACUGGGCACUGUCACAAGGAGACUGUGUGGGACAAAGACAAAGCAGAGAGAAAAAGGAAAGCUGAACUGUGCUGGAAAAAGACCAUGGCUCAAACAUUACAGAGCCAGAGUCAUUUUAUCAAUAAGUACAUAGAUCUGCUCACGCAGGAUUCAGAGGAUCUGGACGUCUCAGCCUCUACAUCAGCAGGGCAUGGGUACCUAAGCAUGCUCGUAGUGACGCAGUGUUCUUUAUAAGUCAACUUGUAUUAUAUUCUCAAUAUCCAGUCAGUACAUUUAUGUCAGUAAAUCCAUGCAUCAACACUUCCUUGACUUUGCUGAGCAGUUGUCUGUUCUUUGUCCUAAAAGUUCUUGCAUUUAAUGGUGGUCUUCACAUAACAUAAGUAAAUUCCCAUCCUUAAACUCUUUAUCUUGCAUAUUCAUUUGGAGCAUUUUCUGUUAGGGUAAAUGAGUAGAGAGGAUCCUAGGCCAUUUUUAGCAAUUUCCUGGUGAUUAAAAAAAGAUGAACCCAUUUAUUCAACAUUGAUUAUUUUAACAAAUUCAGAAGUACCUUAACAUAAAAUUAAGGUUAUAGUGUACUUGUAACCAUCCGUCUCUGCUUGGUACAGCCCCAGUUCAUGUGACGGUGCUCUGGUGUGUGUGGGACCUCGUCGUUGGCGUGCCAGAGGAGGAGAGAGGAGGCAGAUGGAGAUGUGUAUCCUGUGUCACGAAGCGCAGGAGAUCCUACCUGAUGGCGCCGUCAUGGUGCUCGCUGCCUUUGUCCAACGCUCUACGGUCAUGUCCGAGAACCACAAAAGACCCCCUCACAAUCCAGAGAGCUAUGAUCCCCUCUUCAUGCACCCUGACCUGUCCUUUGGUACCCAUACCGGCAGCUGUGGCCACAUCAUGCACUCUCACUGCUGGCAUAGGCAUGUGUUGAGCCAUGGCUUAUGGAUCACAGGACCUGCCCGAUGUAUGUGUGACAUCCUCAAAUCCCUCAGAGUAGAGGUGAGGUGUGUGCGUAAAUGGAUUCAUGAGAGUUUCUCAUCUCUCUAGAGACGGAUGUUGAGGAGCAGCACAUGUAGACGGUCACUUCUGAUUUGCAUUCGUUUCCCAGCAGCACUGAGUACUUUCACACACACUGUGACUCAGUCUCCAGCAUACACCCCAACUCCGAGUCUCUCACACAGCGAUCAAUCUCUAUGAAUCUCUGCAUGCAACAGAGCAGCUGGGUCCUGCUGACCACACACAUGAAGGUGAGAAGUGCGCGUA
Messenger RNA from Ictalurus punctatus (channel catfish), 1551 nucleotides. Its product is annotated as E3 ubiquitin-protein ligase UBR2-like. Lineage: Eukaryota; Metazoa; Chordata; Actinopteri; Siluriformes; Ictaluridae. The record is from RefSeq and is a predicted model, not a curated record. The transcript is spliced from 6 exons. Gene Ontology annotation, cellular component: ubiquitin ligase complex; cytoplasm. Gene Ontology annotation, biological process: ubiquitin-dependent protein catabolic process via the N-end rule pathway. The coding region runs from base 13 to 537 and encodes 174 amino acids. Gene Ontology annotation, molecular function: ubiquitin protein ligase activity.